AGCACGCGAGUUUCUGAGCUCAAGUUACUUCCACUGCUGGAAAGAUUCAAGAUCCCACAAAGCUCCUUGCUAAGUCGAAAGGAUUCCCAGAAUUCCUUGAAUCUGUCCUCAGUUAUCAAAAACGGUUGCUCUUCCAUGGUAGCUAGCCACAUGGCUGCUGUAAAGUCUUCUACGGGCGUGUGCCUUACGAGAGCAAGUCAGCAUAACAAGCAGUUCGCCAAUUCGCGGUGUCAACAGGGACUUGCUGCUGCUCCGACUAGUGCCAAGGUUUCUUGGAGCAGUGCCGUCUCACAACCUCUUUCAAUCCAGCAGAAGAUCGGAACCAGACAAUUUGAAAUUCUGAAGAGGCCGGUGACUCCGCGAGCUAUUUCCGACUCGGAAACGUUCACUGAUUUCUGCCUUGAUCCCGAGCCGAACAAGAGUGUUCUCUCGGUCAUUCUUGGCGGUGGCGCAAGCGCGCGGCUUUACCCGUUGACCAAGGACCGAGCAACGCCUGCGGUGCCUCUGGCUGCGAAUUACAGGCUGAUCGACAUCCCCGUUAGCAACUGCCUCAACAGCGACAUCGAUCGGAUUUACGUUCUCACUCAGGUCAAUUCAGCGUCGCUCAACCGUCACUGCUUCACGGCGUACGCGCCGUGCUUAAACGGCUAUCAAAGCAAGGGCUUCGUGGAAGUGCUCGCGGCGCAGCAGAGCCCCGACAAUCCCAACUGGUUCCAGGGAACAGCAGAUGCGGUUCGUCAGUACAUAUGGCUGCUGGAGGACCACAACCCCCAGGAGUACCUGAUCCUGGCGGGCGACCAGCUGUACCGGUUCGACUACCGCAGGAUAAUCCAGUGCCACCGCAGGGCCGGCGCUGACAUCACCGUUGCAGCGAUUCCUGUCGACAGGGAGCGUGCGACGUCCUUCGGUCUGAUGAAGGUGGAUGACGACGGCCGUGUCAUUGAAUUCGCGGAGAAGCCUCAGGGAGCAGAGCUCGACAGGAUGAAGGUGGACACCACGAGUGUGGGUCUGGAUGACCGGGAGGCGGCGGAGCGGCCGUUCAUUGCGUCCAUGGGGAUCUACGUCAUCAGCAGGGACGCCCUGCCUCGCCUGCUGCUGGAGCAGUUCCCCGACGCCAACGAUUUCGGCAGGGAGGUCAUCCCUGCUGCUUGUGCAAACGGCUCCAAGGUGCAAGCGUACAUCUACGACGGGUACUGGGAGGACAUUGGGUCCAUCGAUGCCUUCUACCACGCCAACCUCAGGCUCACCAAGCCCAACCCUCCCUUCACGUUCUAUGACCGCUCUGCUCCCAUUUUCACUCAGUCGCGCUCUCUGCCGCCCUCCAAGCUGAAUGACGUGGACAUUGCUGGCAGCGUCAUUGGCGAAGGCUGCAUCCUGCAGGAAUGUGCCAUCCACGACUCUGUGGUUGGCCUUCGGUCAAUAGUCGGUGCCGGGUCGUCCAUUCACGACAGCUUGCUGCUGGGAGCGGACUACUAUGAGAAUGCGGAUGAGCUGGAGAAGAUACUUGCGUCUGGGCGGGUGCCCAUCGGCGUUGGGCAAAAUUCAGUCAUCAAGGGGGCUAUCCUGGACAAGAAUGCGCGGAUAGGGGACAACGUGCAUAUUAUCAACAAGGACGGUGUCCAAGAGUCCGCACAGGAGGAUGCUGGUUUCGUCAUCAACAAGGGCAUUGUAACUGUGUUGAGGAAUGCAACCAUCCCAUCUGGGACGAUCAUUUAGGUGAAACUGUUCUCCUAUUACAAGGUGUUUAGUGUUAAUGUACUUGUUUUGUCAGUGUUGUUAGUGGCUAUGUAUAGUCGAGUAAUUCGUGCAGCGUGCUGUAUGGAGUAUGGAGAAAGGUGGAUGGGGGCUUGUCUGAUGGACGUGGCACACGAGCGAAACACGAGGAACACUGUAGAGAGCUCUGGUUGGUGCUCUGUCGAAGUGAUUUUUAUCGUGCCAGACGGGCGCUCGCUAUUGGUUGGUUUGCAAACAU
Molecule: messenger RNA, 1972 nt
Organism: Closterium sp. NIES-67
Lineage: Eukaryota; Viridiplantae; Streptophyta; Zygnematophyceae; Desmidiales; Closteriaceae
Source: the annotation of a GenBank genome assembly